UGGGCUGUUAACCUGCAGGACUUGCCUCCACAGAGUGACGUUACUUGGGCGAGUGACUCGUGAGUUUAGAUAGGUGAAGUGUUCCUGUGCCUCCUUUCCCCGGCUGGCACCGCCGGCAGUGCAGGACGGACGGACGGACAAGGGAGGUGGAAAGAGAUGGACGGUACAAUGGAUGGGGAGGAGGAGGCAUACAGGAGGGUCGGAUGGAUGGAAGAGGACAGCCAAUGGGGGUGCACCUGCCCCCAGUGACGAUGCCAUGGCCUGCGCCCCAUGACGCCGAGCUCCGGGCGGCACUGUGACAGGGGCAGCCCGUGGGCAGCCAUGGGGAGCAUCUACAAGGAUUACUUCAACCCGCAGAAGAUCCGGGAGCACUACAACUACACCAAGGAGCUGACGGAGAAGCGGCAGACCCCGGGGCGUGAUGCCGUCUCCAUCGCCAUCGUCAUCCUGUGCUGUCUCAUCGUGCUGGAGAACCUGCUAGUCCUGGUCUCCGUCUACCGUAACAAGAAGUUCCACUCGGCCAUGUUCAUCUUCAUCGGCAACUUGGCCUUCUCCGACCUGCUGGCCGGCUUGGCUUUCAUGGCCAACGUCCUGCUCUCGGGCCAGUACACGUUCAGCCUGACACCGGUGCAGUGGUUCGUGCGGGAGGGCACGGCCUUUGCCACGCUGGCGGCCUCGGUCCUCAGCCUGCUGGCCAUCGCCAUUGAACGGCACGUGGCCAUCACUAAGGUGAAGGUGUACAGCAGCGACAAGAACUGCCGCAUGGUGCUGCUGAUCGGGGCCUGCUGGGUGAUCUCGGUGGCCAUCGGGGGGCUGCCCAUCAUGGGCUGGAACUGCAUGGGCCUCCUGGAGGACUGCUCCACCGUCCUGCCCCUCUACUCCAAGCGCUACAUCCUCUUCGUCGUCACCGUCUUCACCGCCAUCCUGCUGUCCAUCGUGCUGCUGUACGGCCACAUCUACUGCAUCGUCCGCUCCAGCCACGCUGAGAUCGCCAGCGUGCAGACCCUGGCCCUGCUCAAGACGGUCACCAUCGUCCUGGGGGCCUUCAUCAUCUGCUGGCUGCCGGCCUUCAUCAUCCUCCUGCUGGACACCUCGUGCGCCAUCAAGGCCUGCCCCAUCCUCUACAAGGCGGACUAUUUCUUUGGCUUCGCCGCCCUCAACUCGGCCAUCAACCCUGUGAUCUACACACUGCGUAGCAAGGACAUGCGGAAGGAGUUCCUGCGGGUGCUGUGCUGCUGGGGCAUGGCGGGGCGCGGCAAGCCGGCCGAGCGCUGCAUGGUGCCCCUCCGCAGCUCCAGCUCCCUGGAGCGCUGCACCCAGAAGCAAGACCUGCCCACCUCGCCCAUCCUGCGGGAAUGCACCACCUCGGUGUGAGGCGCCAUAGGUACAGCGGGCGCUGAUUGGUACGAAGGGACCCGGCCCGGAGCCGGCUCUCCCGAAGGCGUCUCUGCCGGCGGGGCAAGGAGGGCGGGGACUUUCCAGUUACUGACAAUCUGGUUUGUGUGAUCCCGUCUUCCCGAGCGCCACCCACUCCUGCUGGGAUCCUGCCUGCUCCCAGCACGGCCUCACCCAACCCACGCGGCCAUGCUCACCUGGCGCGCGCCUGGGGGCUGGGCGGAGGCUGCCUGGCUCCAUGCACGCUGGCCCAGGGGCCUUUCCGGCGGAUGCCCUGCCCUGCUGGGAGCUCAGCUCCGCCCUGGUCUGCCUGCGGGUGAACUGCCAGCUGCCCUGCUGGGAUGGAGGGGGCUGGCAGUGACGGGCUAGCUGCACCAAGCCCGGCCCAGGGGGCGCGGAGGGGAUCUGGGCACAGUCAGGGCCAAGCCCUCACUGCAUAUAUUUUCCCUCACCAGCUGGUAGCAUCAAGGCACCAGGAGCCCCCCGCAUGGCGCCCGGCCCUGGCUCAUGCAGUGAGCAGUCGCUGUCGGGCAGGAUGAACUGGGGGCUGCGCAGGGAACGGAGCAAGAACCCUCUAGGGGCCCACGUCUGGUUAGAGUGAGUGUGUGUGUGUGGCUGGCUGGCUGGCUGUACGGUGCAGUGUGUGUGUGUGUGUGUGUGUGUGUGGCUGUGCAGUGCACUGUC
Messenger RNA from Gopherus evgoodei (Goodes thornscrub tortoise), 2079 nucleotides. It is a transcript of the gene S1PR2, whose product is annotated as sphingosine-1-phosphate receptor 2. The record is from RefSeq and is a predicted model, not a curated record. The coding region runs from base 271 to 1374 and encodes 367 amino acids. NCBI's taxonomy places the organism in Eukaryota, Metazoa, Chordata, Testudines, Testudinidae. Gene Ontology annotation, biological process: sphingosine-1-phosphate receptor signaling pathway. Gene Ontology annotation, molecular function: sphingosine-1-phosphate receptor activity. Gene Ontology annotation, cellular component: membrane. The transcript is spliced from 2 exons.